GUAGCCAUUGAAUCCGGAGUGCGUUUGAAUUGUAUUUGCCCAUCCAUUGUUCAAACUGACCUACUGAGGAAGUCGUUGGAAAGAGAUCCAUCUGUGAAACAAUUCAUUGAUCAGCUUGGAAAACAAACGUAAGUUAGUAAACAAAUAACAGACCCGGUUAUUUGAAGAAAAUAGAGAUACAUGCAUUAAACAUUCCAAAAGAAUAUUUGAUAUUUGUAAAAUACUAUAUCAAUCGCGCAUGUAUGUAAUUUUAUUUAUUUAUUUAUUAACUUUACAACUAAACUAGUUCCAGGCCAUCCCGCGUGACUGGAUCGGUUUUGAACUGCGGGAUAAAUUCGUAAAUAAUCAUUUUAUGAAAUUAAAAUCUGGUCGUCACCGAUGUCGUUCACGAGUUAAAUUACUUAAGGUAAAAAGUACAGGUAAAAGGUAAAAUUGAAACGUCAUUGUUGCCAUAGCAACGGCAACGGUAGUUGCGCAACUUUUGUGAAAAAUUAUAAGUAAGAUGCUUUUUGUUUUUAAUUUUCAACAGGUAGGCCUAAUACUUGUCCAAAAAUACGGAUCUAGAUAUAUCGCAAAUUUUCUAUUUUAAAAAAAUUUAUCAAGCCAUCUUUCUACGUACUAAACAUUUAUUUUAAAAUUCGCACUUUUAAACUUCUGUUUCAGUAAAUGAAGUGUACACUGUAAUAUUCAUUCACUAUAUGCGAUAGUGUCGUAUUUGGGCCGGCCAAGGAAAAAUAUGAGAGAGGUUGUUUAAGUAAUUAAAUUCCUAGUUUAAAUUCCUAAUUCAUAAACAUUUUCUCUCCUCAAAUUUUCCAACAGGGUUGAUGUGGUGGCAGAAGGUUUCAUCCAACUUUUGAACGAUGAAGAUAAAGUCGGAGAGGCGAUGAGAAUCUCUGUUCAAAAUAGAAUUGAUUAUCACACAUUUUCGGAACAAAAUAUCCCACUUUAA
Messenger RNA from Paramuricea clavata, 949 nucleotides. The record is from the annotation of a GenBank genome assembly. NCBI's taxonomy places the organism in Eukaryota, Metazoa, Cnidaria, Anthozoa, Malacalcyonacea, Plexauridae.